AACCCUAACUAUCACCCCCAACAAAAAAGCCACCAUUUUUACAGCUUGAAAAUAAGAAUGAAUGAUAGCCCACUUUCAUAGUAUUUCGCCCGGACGAUGUUCAUCAUUUCUCGCAAUCUUGUUAUGAUGGGCAGAAAACUAAGAAACCCAACUCUCAUUAAUUAUAAUUACAGCUAUAAUAAUAAUAAUGUAAGCCUUUUAUUAUCUUCAUCUAAAACAUCUCUAUUUUCUCAUAAAGAUUUUAUCUUUACCAAUUCUUCAUCAUUGCAAUCAUCAUCUUACACUUUCUUGUUUUGUGUUACUGGUUUUUUAUGUUUAUUUCGGUGCCCGUAUUCAAGUAAGGCGUGGGACGAUACCGGGCAUGGUAUCGAUCAAGAAUCUGUUUGUGAUAUUGUGAAAAAUGAGAGAUGGGAUGAUUUUAGGAUCAAUAAAUUGUUGGGUUCUGAUUUAGCCCCAAUUUGGGUUUCAAAAAUGUUGGUUCAGUUAAAGGAUGAGCCUUUAUUAGCUUUGAAGUUGUUUAAAUGGGCCGAAAGCAGUAGACCGAAUUUUCGUCAUACCAGUGAAGGGUAUUGUAUUCUUGCUCACAUUUUGUUUUUUCAUAGGUUUUAUAGUGAUGCUUAUUGUGUUUUGAGAGAUUUGGUUAAAUUGAGUCGAUGUUUGCCCGGUCAUGAUGUGUUUGAUGUAAUGUGGGAGACUAGGAAUACUUGUCGGUAUGGUUGGGGAGUUUUUGAUACAUUGUUUAAUGUGUUAGUUGAGUUAGGGAGAUUUGAGGAUGCAAACGAGUGUUUUUUGAAAAUGAGAACGUUUAGAGUUCUUCCGAAAGCACGUUCUUGUAAUUUACUUUUAGGUAGAUUGACUAAAAUGGGCAACGGGGAGGGAUCGAGAAAGUUCUUUAAGGAAAUGAUGGGGGCUGGUAUUAAGCCUUCAGUAUUUACUUAUAAUAUUAUGAUUGAUUAUUUGUGUAAAGAGGGUGACAUGGAAGGUGCACAAAGGCUUUAUGCUGAUAUGAAAGUGUUGAACAUUACACCGGAUGUUGUUACUUAUAAUUCACUUAUUGACGGGCAUGGUAAGCUUGGGCAGUUAGAUGAAUCAAUUUGUAUAUAUAAUGAUAUGAUAAACAUCGGCUGCUUUCCAGAUGUGAUCACAUACAAUGCGUUGAUAAAUUGCUUUUGUAAGUUUGGGAAAAUGCCACAAGCUUUUGAGUUUCUUCAUUCUAUGAAGAAAAGCGGCCUAAAACCGAAUGUUGUAACUUACAGUACCUUUAUUGAUGCUUUCUGCAAAGAAGGAAUGAUGCAAGAAGCAAUCAAAUUUUUCAUGGAUAUGAGACGUGUUGGUCUUAUUCCUAAUGAAUUCACGUAUACCUCGUUAGUUGAUGCAAAUAGUAAAGCGGGUCGUAUGGAGGAGGCUGUAAAGUUGAUUAAGGAGAUGUCUGAGGCAGGUAUUACAAUUAAUACAGUUACAUGUACAGCGUUGCUUGAUGGGCUCUGUAAAGAAGGUAAAAUGAAAGAAGCGGAGGAAUUAUUUACAGAAAUGCUGAGGACAGGUGUGUCCCCUAAUUUAAUAAGCUAUACUACCCUUCUUCAUGGGUACAUUAAAUCCAAAAAUAUAAGUAAGGCUAUGGAUGUUUGGGAACAAAUGGAAACCGAAAACUUCAAGCCAGACUUGUUGCUAUACGGUACAAUUAUUUUAAGACUCUGCAAUGACAAAAAAUUUGAAGAUGCUAAGGUUCUUCUUGAGAAAAUGAAGAAAAGUGGUACUGAUGCUAACUUUGUGAUGUACACAACAGUUAUGGAUGCAUAUUUUAAAUCUGGACAACGAACAGAAGCUCUUAAUUUGCUUCAAGAGAUGAAUGACAUGGGCACAAGCCCAUCGGUUGUGACAUACUGUGUGUUAAUUGAUGGUUUGUGCAAACUUGGUUAUGUCCAAGAGGGUCUAGACCAUUUUUAUAAGAUGACGGAUCUUGGAUUGGAACCAAAUACGAUUGUUUAUACAGCUCUAAUUGAUGGCCUUUGUAAAUCUGAUAAACUAGAGUUGGCUGUGAAAUUGUUUGAUGGAAUGUUGGGAAAGGGUUUGAUUCCAGAUAUAACUGCUUACACGUGCUUGAUUGAUGGGAACUUAAAACAUGGGAAUGUUGAUGAAGCUCUCGAUUUGAGGAACAGAAUGGUAGAAAGCGGUAUACAGUUUGAUCUUUAUGCAUAUACUUCGUUGAUUUGUGGCCUUUGUAGAUGUGGCCGAGUGGUGGAAGCAAGAAUUUAUUUUGAUGAGAUGAUCACAAAUGGUGUUCAUCCGGAUAUUAUUAUCUAUGGGUGUCUUGUAAAGAAAUACUAUGAACUUGGUGAUACAAGAGAAGCCGAAGAAUUACAUAAUAAGAUGGUUGGAAGGCAAGUUAUGAAUGGUGUUAGUGACUAGGAUGAUCACGAAUAUGAUAUAAAAAAUUUGGGAAAUAUUUCGUUGCUUGCAGCUUGGCACGUGUGGGUGUCAUGAUAUCUGAAUUCAAAUCCAUAUGUUGGCUUAUGGAAAAUCUGCUAUUGACUUCAGUCAUAGGCAAUGAUAUUUGGAAUAAAAAUUCAAAUUUGGACAUAUGGAAACCUGAUUUAUACAGAUUGGAGUCGUAUAACUUUGGAUCAAGCCUUCUUCGGCCCUCAACUAAGGCACAUAGCUACUGAAUUUGUCUGGAAAGAGGUGCCCCGAAUCCCACUGAUUAACAGUGUAAAAAUUGAAGCUUCUAUUCAACCUAAUUGGCAUUCAUUAUUCUUUGGCAUAUAACCCAUUUUGGGAUCUGGUAUCUGUGAAGCUCAUGCUGGAGGGAAAUCAAAACAAUGGCAUAUGAUACCUUCCUGAGUGCAAUCAGGAAGGUUUUGGGCUUUUGGCAGCUAAAUGAUUUGUUGCUAUCGGAAAUAAAAGGAAUCAUUGCCAUGCCAUAUGAUUCUACUGUCGGGACUUGCAGUGGUUGUCUGAAGAUUAGCCAUUUAGGGAUCCAAGCCCACUGAUCAUUGAAAAUGCUUCAUGGUUGGUUUUCUUCUCAACUUGGUGGGAAAGUCUUCAGUCACGUUUUUGUUUUUAUGGCCAUGAAAUAAAUCAUUUGGAAAAGUAGAUUACAUUACAGAGAUUCACAGCUAUAUGAAAAUGGAAAGUUAAGAUUCAUAUGAAUGCUUCAUAUAUUUCCUGUUUCUGAAGAUAAACAUAUAUUGAAAA
This is a messenger RNA of Erigeron canadensis, 3195 nucleotides long. RefSeq names its product putative pentatricopeptide repeat-containing protein At2g02150. The record is from RefSeq and is a predicted model, not a curated record. The transcript is spliced from 4 exons. The coding region runs from base 97 to 2409 and encodes 770 amino acids. Gene Ontology annotation, molecular function: protein binding. Lineage: Eukaryota; Viridiplantae; Streptophyta; Magnoliopsida; Asterales; Asteraceae.